GGAAGCCAGCGCAGUCGAGGCGGCGCUAAAUUAAAUUAGCAUACUAACUAGCCGUGAGCCGAUGUGGACGGACGGGUGAACGUAGCUUCCUGAAGAAAUACACCUCUUCUAAAGUCAACACACCGCCGAGCCCGGGCUCAUUUUGUAGCGAGCUUGCUGCCGUCCGCCUGCCGAGGAGAUGGGGGACAAGGCGGGCACCAGAGUUUUCAAGAAGUCGAGCCCCAACUGUAAGGUCACGGUUUACCUGGGAAAGCGAGACUUUGUGGAUCACCUGGACCACGUGGACCCAGUAGAUGGAGUGAUCCUCGUCGACCCCGAGUACCUGAAGGACAGGAAAGUCUUCGUCACGCUGACCUGUGCGUUUCGUUAUGGCCGCGAGGACCUGGACGUGCUGGGUCUGUCUUUCAGGAAGGAUCUGUACAUCUCCACCUUCCAGGCCUUCCCUCCGGUGCCUGAGGAGCGGAAACCCAACAGCCGGCUGCAGGAGAGGCUGCUGAAGAAACUCGGCCAGCAUGCGCAUCCCUUCUACUUCACUAUUCCUCAGAACCUCCCCUGUUCAGUCACUUUACAGCCCGGCCCAGAGGACACCGGGAAGGCCUGCGGCGUUGACUUUGAGAUCAGAGCUUUCUGUGCCAAGUCGAUAGAAGAGAAGAUUCACAAGAGGAACUCUGUGCGUCUGGUGAUCAGGAAGGUUCAGUACGCUCCAGAGAAGCCCGGUCCUCAGCCGAUGGUGGAGACGACACGCAGCUUCCUGAUGUCUGACAGAUCUCUACACCUGGAGGCCUCUCUGGACAAGGAGCUGUAUUACCACGGAGAGCCCAUCAGCGUCAACGUUCACGUCACCAACAACUCCACCAAGACCGUCAAGAGAGUCAAGAUCUCCGUGCGUCAGUAUGCAGACAUCUGCCUGUUCAGUACUGCCCAGUAUAAAUGUCCAGUGGCCCAGCAGGAGGCAGAUGACCAGGUGUCGUCCAGCUCCACCUUCUGUAAGGUGUACACUCUGACCCCGACGCUCGACAAGAACAGAGAGAAGAGAGGACUCGCUCUGGACGGCAAGCUCAAACAUGAAGACACCAACCUGGCCUCCUCCACCAUUGUGAAGGACGUCACCAACAAGGAGGUUCUGGGGAUCCUGGUGUCCUACAGAGUCAAAGUCAAGCUGGUGGUUUCACGUGGAGGGCUGCUGCGAGGCAUGUUGAUGAGAGACGUGUCGGUGGAGCUGCCCUUCAUCUUAAUGCAUCCUAAACCCGUGGAGCCGCCGCAGUCCUGCCCGCAGUCAGCCGUGCCAGAGAUGGACCCCCCCAUCGACACCAAUUUGAUAGAAUUCGAAACAAACAGCAUCUCCCAGGACGACGACUUCGUCUUCGAGGACUUCGCCCGCCUGCGACUCAAAGGCGCCGUGGACGACAAGGACGAGGACUGCUAGGAGCUCGCCAACCUUCAUACGCUCGCUUCGAAACCACCUCACACACAGAAACACACACACACACACUCUUCACGUUACAUUCCCCCGGCGGAGGGGAUGGAUGAGGGCAUGUCUGGACGGAGGCCUCGCAGGGCGCUCGCUGGUGUUCUUCCUCUCUUGCUUCAGCCAUUUCGUCAUGUCGCCGCCGCCAUUUUUCACCGCCGUCUCUCUCUGUUUGUCUUUUUUUGCUGAAGAAACUAUAAAUGUUAAGCAGCUGCAGGACAGAUGUUGGCGGCGUGGAUCUGCUGUUUCUUCCUCUGUAGUCAGGACGUUCGGAUGUGUGGGCGGGGCUUGUGAAACACCGCGGCGGUUUGAGGAAACAAAAAAUAAACCCGCGUAGGAAGUUGAAGCUCUUUUACUUUGACCAUCACCGUCUUGUACAAACAAAAUAUAUAUUUGAAACAGAAAAGAGAAAAUAAAAUCUUGUACGAGCGGUCGGGAUGCGUGUUCGGUGGCGAGCGCCGUUGUUUUCUCCAAGUAAACGCUGUAGAUGCUUUUUGUUUUGUUUUUUUACAUCGCGGCUGGCAGCGGAGGAAACGCAGCAGUCUCACACAUCAGGCGGCUGAAGUUGGAUUUCACCAGCAUCUCCCGCUCUCGUCACGCUCCGUCGUCCUUUUUGUAAAAAAAAAAAACAAACAAAAAAAAACAUUCCAGCGUCGACGGAUUUGUUUCUGUUUUUUUUUCCCUGUCUGUCGCGUCCUCCUGAAGACGUAAAUCUGGUCACACCUCACGCUGUGGUUUUACUUUGCGAGGCUGACCCUGGAAGUCCGGAGCGUUUUGUGUUUGCGGGACAUUAUUUUUUAUUCCUGUCGGUUAAAAUAAAUCCUGUACGUGACGUGAGCGGAAUUUAAAAACUGUUAUGUCCCACGAAAAAGACCAACCGCCAACAACCUGUUUCACAUUUCAGGUGAAAGGUCGUGCCGGUGCAAAGCGAAGUCUUAUUAUAUGUUAGUCUUUUUAAAACAAAGGGAAGUAGUUUGUUAGUGUAACACAGAACAGAGGAAUAAGCUACAUCAGACUUCGACACCGACGCCACUCGUUUGAUCUGUGAGACUAAUCUAGCUCAGCAGGUGAAAUCACUCAUUUAAUUCUUCGUCGUCUUCACUUUGCUAACGAUGUUUCUGUCAGAUGGAGCCUCAGAGCUACAAAGAUGUCGACUUUCCUCCUCUUCUUCUUUUUAAAACGCCGACGCCUUUACGCCUGAGCACAAACUCGGAUCACGCUGGAAUCGUUUUUUUGUUGUUUUUUUUUUUGUUUUUUUUAAACUCUCGAGUCAUUUGGAUACAUUUUGAGAUUUGACCUCUGUUCUGAAACGCGGCGUCGCUCGAGUUGUUUCUUGAGUUGAGGUGCUUUAAAACGGACGCUGACCUCGAUCUGGCUCGUUAAAGGGAAACACUGGUGGUUUUUUAUAAUCCUCCUCCCACCAACUGACCCAGACGCUCUUUGAGCCGAUAUCCAUUCUUGAUCUCUCCGUUGCCAACAGGACGGUUUCUUUGCCAACCACUUUGUUGUUUUUGUUGUUGUUGAUUUUUGGGGCUAAAUACAACAGAAUUUGCAGCAUUUUCAUUUCGAUUUGUGACUUUUUGUGUUGCUCAGCAGUAAGUUGUAGAAAAAAGUAACUGCUGCUGUUUGAUCUUUCCAAAGAUUUUUAUAUUGGAGAUGAUUCCCAGGUUGUGUGCAGGACAGCAGACUGUAUUUAAAACAACUUAGUAAAUAAAAACACACUGUCAACCAUCUGAUUUAAAUUACUGUAUAAUAUUCAUAAUUCUUAUCCCAUCAGUUGACCCAAAUGCUUUUUCAGCCAGUGUAUAUAAAAUAAGCACAUUCCUGACCUCAUGACACUGUCUGGUAACUGCCUUCUUUUUUUUCAGUGAAUUUUUUGUGGCUAAAAACAGAAUUUGUGACUUUUUUUUUUUACUUUUAAAUUUAAAUUACAGAAAUCGUACUCAAAACCAAAUUCUUAGACAUAAUUUCACUGGUUUAAUGUCAAAAUGAGUUUAAUUUCAAAAAGAAGAGUAAACUGUAUUUAAACUUUUUUUUUUUUUUUAAACUGAAAAUAUCAGAAUCAUUUUAAGAUUUUCCUGUAAAAUUCAUAGUUUGUGCCCUGAAUUCUGACUGUCAGGCAGAGUAGCUGUUCACACGUGACCUAAAUAUGGAAUUGGAAAUCCUUCGGUCACGUGACCACAACUUAAACCAUCUCCAUGACAACUGAGCUACUCAAUCCAGCGAAGAAGGCCAUGAGAUGUUUGAAAGCCUCGGAAACGAUGAACAAAUUUUUUACUUGUGACUUAUGAAAAAAAUGUAACUGUUUUUUAGUUUUGUCUGCCUUUUAAUUUAUUCCUGAAACAUUACGCCUGUCACCCCUAAAAUUACGGUUUGUUUAUUGUCCUUGUUUUAUCCUAAAAUCGUUGGCUUUUAUUCAACUUUUUGUAGAAUUUUUUUAUCACUUGAGAUAUUUCGACUUAAUUCUUAAAAAUCUGAUUUUUUGUUUUCUCAUAUUGGCGCUAAUUCUCUUUAAGCUUGAUACCAUGUGACGUAGAAAUUACCAUGACAAGUUUCCUAAAAUGUUACAACUUUAUUCUCAAUAAUUGAACUUUAUUGCUGCAAUAUCACAACUUUUUUCCCUCAAAAAUACUAUUUUAUUGUCAAUGUUUUUGUCAUAAAAUUAUGACCAAAUUAACAAUCUUAAAUCUUUGAGGUUUAACUUGUAAUUCUGUGAGAUUUAAGUCACAAUAAUAAACCCCGCCCUCCUCCUCAUUUAUGGUCAACGGAUAAAACGUAGAAAAGACCACAUUUCCAUAAUAUUAAGACUUCACCACUAUAUUCUUAAAAUUUGACUUUAUUUCAGUGCCAUUAACCUUUUUCCUUUUGAGGUGUAUCAAACUAAUUAGUACAAAUAACCAGUUAAUCUUGUAAUAUUAUGAUCAAAAUUACUAUUUUAUAGUCAAUGGUUGGCUUUUUAUAUAUAUAAUUCUGACAAGUCAUUGAGAUUUAGAUUUAAGUCACAGUAACGCCGCCCUCCUCCUCCUCUUAAGGUCAACGCCAUGUGACAAAAUGGCACAAAUAACUUAAGUUACUUUGUGAUUUUUUUUUCCCCCCUGAAAUUACUGUUUUAUUCUCAAUGUUUGGCCUUUUUUCUCAUAAAAUUGUGACAAUUCGACUUAUAUCUUGAGAUUUAAGUCACAAUAAGUGUUUUUAACUCUAAAAAAAAAAAUCUGGUCAUUUAUACUGUUUUGUACGAGGAAAGAAAAGUUAUUCUUGUAACUUUAUGUAUUUAUUCCUGAAAUAUUGCAGUUUUUUCUCAGUGUUUUGCCUUUUUGUUGUAAAAUUCUCAAUUAACAACUUAAAUCUUUGUUGUUUCGAGAACAAAGUUAUGACGCGUGAGAUUCUGUUUUUGCUAUUUUCGGCCGAUUAAUUUCGGUGGCCGAACAUUCGGUUCAUCCUCACUAACCAGUUAACUUUUUCUCAAAACUACUUUUCCUCAAUGUUUAGUCUGUUUUUCUCAUAAAAUUGUGACAAAUGACAAGAAUUUAGCAAUUACGACUUAAAUCUUUGGGAUUUAGUCGUAGUGUUUUUGAGAACGAAGUUGUGCUGUUGUGAGAUUUAAGUCUCAAUAAUUAUCCUGUUUUUGAGUUCGAUGCCACGUGACAAACACAAAGUGCCAGGAAAAACUUUCCAGCCACUGAAAUCAGUAAAAUGAUUUAAAAUAAAUCGCACCAGUGUUUCCCUUCACAUCUUCUCCCGACCGACAUCCGUAUUUUAAAAAAUGUUAUUUGCAUUAUUCAAACUCAAAGCUCGGGUGUUCGCUCCUCUGCUUCCACUCUUUACGCUGCUUUCCAACAUCCGUCACACGGCAUCGGCGACUUCGAAUUUGUGUCUUUAAAAUGAAGUUUUGUUUUAUUUUGUCCAGAAAACCUGCACAGAUCAACAUUUCACACGACACACAGGAGCACUGCACUUUCAUCGGACAACACAAACCUGCGCACGUCAUCGUUUCAUUUUUGCUUACAGACGAAGAAGAAUGUUUUGUUUGUUUUUAAAGUCGUGGCCAUUUUUAGAAAUUGUUCGUUGUGUUUUUCGACAAAGUUUCGAGUUUCACACAAACCAGCAAACUUUUAUUUUAUUUUACUAAAACUGCCAAAAUUCCUGCACUUCCUCUUUCGCUCAGUCAUUGAAGCUGCGACCCUGAAGAAGAAGAAGAAGAAGAAGAAGAAGAAGCCGACACGGAGCAUGUUUUAAAUUUUUUAUUUAAUUACAUUUUGUUUCUCCUCCAAAGCAGUGCUGUGAAUCGUACGAGCUGUGAUUCUGUCCUUAUUUUGUCGUGCAUAUGUGGGGUAACUCUGCUAAGUGUGAAAAUAUUUGGACAAGUGCCACGCCCUGGCCUGUGCGAUGCUUACCAUAAUGUCUAUAAAACAUGAAGUGAUUUCUGCUGGUGGGACGAACACCAGAAAAGAGAGAAUUAUGAUUAUUAUGCUUCUGAUUAUUAUUAUUAUUAUUAUUAUGGUGACUUAUUAUCACUUCUACUGUAUCAUUGCGACCAUGAUUAUUCUCAUAAUCAUUUAAGAGUCUAUUAUUUUGCCAUGUAUUUUUUUUUUGAGAUUUUUAUUUUAGGUUUCUUUUUAUUAUUAAAGGCAAAAUGAACUAACA
Messenger RNA from Micropterus salmoides (largemouth bass), 6112 nucleotides. Its product is annotated as arrestin red cell. Gene Ontology annotation, biological process: positive regulation of ERK1 and ERK2 cascade; G protein-coupled receptor internalization; signal transduction. The record is from RefSeq and is a predicted model, not a curated record. The coding region runs from base 179 to 1426 and encodes 415 amino acids. Gene Ontology annotation, molecular function: angiotensin receptor binding. Lineage: Eukaryota; Metazoa; Chordata; Actinopteri; Centrarchiformes; Centrarchidae. Gene Ontology annotation, cellular component: cytoplasm. The transcript is spliced from 17 exons.